AUGUCAGCCAGUAAGCCAACCCUCUGGGGAUUAUUAUCUGACACUUAUGUUGUGAUUAGAUCUCAUUUCCUCCAUUUUCUGGUCCUAGCAGCCUUCUUCAUCUUCCCCAGCUCCAUUCUAUCCAUCAUUUACCCCCUUUUUGUGCCCCAAGCUCCAUCUAAUCUCAGUUUGCAUCAAUCCCUCUUGUUCACUACCCCUUCAGAGCUUCAUGAUGAGAUCCCUCCAACUGGUGACUUCCAGUUCCUUAUUCCAUUUCUUUUUGGGCUUGUUGAAACACUCUUCUAUCUAUGUGCUAUAGCUUCUAUCACCUACAGCACUUUUGGUAGCUUAAACGGCAAGCCCUUGAAGCUUAUUCUUUCACUGAAAUCAGUUCUGGUUUCAUUCCUCCCUCUUCUUGCAACCACCGUUGUUCUUCAAUUAAUUUAUGUAUUGAUAGUUAUUGCUUUUGUUAUUCUUGCCUUAUUGUCGUACAAUGCGAUUUCACUGAUGGGAUUCGUCAUGGACUAUGACACUGGAUAUUUUCUUGCCUUUGUUAUGUUGCUGUCUGCUCUGCUUGUCUUGGCAAUACUUUACUUGCAGGUGAAGUGGUUUCUUGCAACAGUCGUCGUGGUACUGGAAUCCAAAUGGGGUUUCGAGCCAUUGAAAAGAAGCACAUAUUUGGUGAAGGGGAUGAAAGGGAUGGUGCUUUCGACGAUUUUAGUGCUUGCAACUCCUAGUUUUCUGCUGUCAUUUGGUUUCUACAGAUUGAUAACCUCCAUGAGUGCAGGUGGAAUCAGUUGGAGCUAUGCAGUGUUGGCUACUCUCUUUUCAGUCAUUGCAACUAUGUUGCAACUAUUUGAUGUGGCUGCAAUAACAGUUAUGUAUGCUUAUUGCAAAGCUUGGCAUGGCGAAGACACAUCUAUGAUCGACGAGGAAUUGGGAAUGGGCUACGCUAAACUGUCUGCCAAUUGA
Molecule: messenger RNA, 951 nt
Organism: Andrographis paniculata
Lineage: Eukaryota; Viridiplantae; Streptophyta; Magnoliopsida; Lamiales; Acanthaceae
Exons: 1
Coding region: 1-951 (316 amino acids)
Source: RefSeq, a predicted model, not a curated record